Molecule: messenger RNA, 456 nt
Organism: Lizanozyma spartinae
Lineage: Eukaryota; Fungi; Ascomycota; Pichiomycetes; Serinales; Debaryomycetaceae
Exons: 2
Coding region: 1-456 (151 amino acids)
Source: RefSeq, a predicted model, not a curated record
AUGGAGAAAUUUCCCUUGGCCCAAAGACGGGUAGAGGUUCGGAAUAUUCAAGUCAUUGAUAACAAGUUAUUGGUGGUACAACUUGAGUCGCACAUAUUUUUGUAUGUGAUAUCAGUUGAUCACUUGAGGUUAUCGUUUGAGCUUAAGGGCCUAUUCAUGUUUGAUGAAUCUGUGAAGAAUGUGAUUGCUAUAGGAAAGGGUAAUAUAAUGAUUACCACCAGAGAUUGCGUUUAUCAUUAUCAAAGCGAAGAAGACAAGUUUAAUUUGGUCUAUGAAAAUAUGCUCCUACAAGGAGUUCAUUAUAAUAAUGAUACGGUCUAUUUGAUCACUGCACUUGAAUGGGAUAAAAUCUCGUUAUCAGAACCAGCGAUAUCUGAACAAAGAUUUAAUGUUAGUGGUACUGAGGAGGUCACAGAUACGUUUGCAUUGCAAAGGCUAAAAAAACGUAAAUUGUGA